AUGCGUCGCCUACCGAGAAUACAGCAUCUCCGCUGUCCCACCAUCACCGCCUCUCCAACCACACCCGCGCGCUCCUCUCCCUUCCGCCGGUCCCUCUCCACAACCCGACCCGCGCGCUUCACCUCGGCGCGACGAUGCCUCGACUCGGCAGCCGAUGAGAAGAAGCGACAGGAGAUGCUCGAAGCCCUCGAGCGCGACCGCCAGGCCGCCCUCGAGCUGCAAUCCCAAUACGAGGGAGCCUCCCCGAAGCAGGCGGAUCUCUACGUCCCCUCCACGACGGCCGAGGACCUCGAAGAGGUCGGCGGCCUCGAGAACUGGUGGGAGCAGGACGGCCACUGGGGCGCCGUGGACGGACUCAGGCUCUUCUCGGCGCCGAGGAACGAUGCGGGCGCCAAGGUCACGGACCCUAGCGUUCUCGAGGGCGAGGAGAUGCUCAUGGGCCGGUGGGCGGGCUUGGAGAAGCAGAGCACGCUCAACGCGGCGGCCGUGGAGCUUCAAGUCUCCGAGGGCGGCGACAUCACGUUGACGGGUGACCUCGGCGCCGUUCUCGCUGGGCUGGAGACCCCCGUCCAGGAGGUUGAAGCGGCUGCCGCGGAGGAGGCGUCUGCCGAGGCCGCUGCCGAGGGUGAGCAGGAGGUCGGAGAGGCCAUCCCGGAUGAGGUCUUGACGGCCGAAGAGGCCCGCGAACUUACCAAGUCGUGGGACCGUUCUUGGCAGCAGAUCGCGCUUGCCAACCCUGCCCUCAAGUUCGCCGUUCACAAACGUCUCUAUCAGCUCUCGGGCCAGUACAUCCCCGACGCCAAGCUCGCCCCCAAGGCCCGCAAGCUCAUCGACGUCAUCCAGCAGCAGCACCAGCGCGCCCAGGCCGAUGCCUCCAAGGCGGGCAACGACCUGCUCAACCUCCCCAACGUCAAGGUGUACAGCCGGCGCGUGACGCCCAUCGACAAGGAGGUCUGGGUCGGCCGAUGGAAGGUCAUCGAGGCGGAGCUUCGCAAGAGGGAUCUCCCCAUCACGGGGACGGGCAAGUACGGAAAGGCCAAGGAGAGGGCUUGGCUCAUGGGCAAGCCGUAA
Parascedosporium putredinis is the source of this 1071-nucleotide messenger RNA. NCBI's taxonomy places the organism in Eukaryota, Fungi, Ascomycota, Sordariomycetes, Microascales, Microascaceae. The record is from the annotation of a GenBank genome assembly.